Triplophysa rosa is the source of this 10229-nucleotide messenger RNA. RefSeq names its product ciliogenesis and planar polarity effector 1 (gene cplane1). NCBI's taxonomy places the organism in Eukaryota, Metazoa, Chordata, Actinopteri, Cypriniformes, Nemacheilidae. Gene Ontology annotation, cellular component: ciliary transition zone. The transcript is spliced from 54 exons. The coding region runs from base 190 to 9411 and encodes 3073 amino acids. The record is from RefSeq and is a predicted model, not a curated record. Gene Ontology annotation, biological process: cilium assembly.
UUCUAUGGAAACGGGGCGGGAAUCAUGGGAGCUGUUUGCGCUGUUGAGAAUACCGGAAGUGAAGGGAGAUUCGAAAAACAAAGAAAUAAGUGGAAUAAGCAGACGCGACAUGUGUUUGUCAGAGUCAUGGCAUGAUGCUGAGCGUAAGGAGAAACAUGGUGUUUGGAUGUUCUCGGAUGUUUACCAUCAAUGCCAAGAAUGGAGUUGAAGUUGGAGGUGUUGUUGUCAUCCAGCAUCAAGCGCAAAAAGCCAUGGCCCAGAUUCUGCUGGCUGGGGAAGGAGAAAGAGGCUGUUUUUCUAUUAGACGACAAUCGCCUCAGUGAAAUACAUUUGGUGUCGGGGCGAACUAAAAAGAAGACCCCGAAACUUCAGCCACUGUUACAGAGAGUGGUGACCAUGUCCGCCUCUCCGAACGGUAUGUGGCUCGUGGGUCUUCUGGUCUCUGGAGAACUGUUUCUGUGGAAUAAAGACAAAGACUCCUUAAAGAUGGUCUCCGCUUUCCCUGCCGUUCAUGAGCUGGCUUCUUCCAUCAGAGGUACGGUCACUACGGUUCAACUUUCUCUGCUGGUUUCGGAGAAUGGACAGAGGGUUUUCCUGGCGGCUCUAACAGGGCAGGUGUUCCUCUGGGAAUGUUCGGCACCUCAGGAUCUAAGCAGUCCACGAGAUAUCACAGUGAAAGGACGCUGGAGUGAGAUAUCACAUCCUGAAAGCACUCAGCUUCCCUCCUCGAAGGGCAAAGAGGCGUCGGUUCAUAGCGUGUUUGUGAAGAAUCAGGCCGUCGGUGACGUGUGUCUGAGCGUGUUUGUCUUCAGUACUGAAGAGCAGUUGACCAUCACCUUUCUGAAGAUUCGGUGGGAGAUGAUAAAGGAAAGCAAGCACAGCUCAGCAGGUUUUACUGUACACUGGGUUUCCAAGUCUUACCUCUUCGACCGGCUUGUGCCUCCAUGUAGACCAGUGAAGUCCAGAGGAGCUCUGGUUCCAGCACUAUCACCAGAUGGUCAAUUACUGGCGAUAGUCCUUAACCAGAAGGACCCAAGGGUAACUCAGGUGUUGUUCGUCAGCACGCAGAACUUUGUCACAGUUUCUAGUCUGUUAGGAGGAUGUGGUCUAAAGGCGAUCAAUAUUCCAGCCAAGUAUGUGAGGUCAUACUGGGUGGGGAGUGUUAGCUGGACACCAGAAGGCCUUUAUCUUGUCUGUGUUUUAAAGAGGGGCUCUCUGCUCAUGCUGGCACGUUUGGGUGGACUGGUGUCUCUGUCCACAACUGGAUGCAACAUUGAGUUUGGUCCCGCCCACUUCCUGCCUCUUCACCCAUUGGUCACCUACAGACCUCCAGCACCUCUUCACACACAAGAUGGCUCUCUCUCCAGCUCCAGCGCGUCACUCUGUGACCCUAUGAGACAGCGCUACUCCAUCACCUGUCACCCACGGCAACCGUUACUCAUCGUGUCUGAUGGCUACAUGGUGACUGUGCUCCGGCUGCCCAGACGGCCGUCUGCGACUGCGAUUACGAGCGCUCUCCUGCUGCACGCUGCUCAAGGGCUGGAGAACAUACGCUGGGUCAUGGGGUCAUCAUCUCGGGUGCAGCCUCAGGUCAGAUCCAGACUGGAGUCCAUGUCCACUCUGAUGUUCACAGGAAGUCUGCUGGCUUUUAAAGAGACAGAACCACCUCUCUCUACUCUACCGCUGUAUCUGCAGGACACUGGCGAUACAGAGAGAGCUCAGGGUGAGGAAGAUGACGAUGAUUCUGACGAUGGUCUCCACUCACGCAUGGAAAGUGAAGGCAAGCUGGAGUUUGCGUCAAUGUUUGACACUCUUCAUGCUCACGCAGAAGACCCAAAACCAACAUCUUCAGCCGUGCAGGAGGAUCUCACCAGGGUUUACAGGAACCUCCUGACAGUUUGGGCUCUGGCCGUGUCUCUGCGAGGCGCUGUUGAGCAGAGAGAGCGUCUUCUCAAGUACACCAUCACCUGCGUCGUCCGACUCAUUAACCUUCUUAGGGUCAGCGCCUUUAUCAGCAGAAAAAAUCAAUUGAACUGGGUCACGUGCACCCUUCGCAUCCUCAGAACUCUCCUGUCGUUUUUGCCCUGGGACACCACACGCAGGGGAGGAAGCAGCUGUCUGCCCGUCGCAGUUGAGCUUAGCAGGCGAUUUGUUGAAAUGUUCCUCCCAUCAUCUGAUGUAGCGCUUUCCUCACACAACUUCAACGCAGCUCUGCUCGUCCUGCGGGAGGCGUCUCACAGCGUGAAUCUGACCUACAGCAUGCAGUCGAGAGCAUUGCAUUAUGGGAAAGAUGAUCAGGUUUUAUGUUCCUCUGACUUGUUUGCAGUCCGGCUGCUACAUGAGGACACUGAUAUCAACACUGAGACCAUGAAACCAACAGCACGGGACAGAAGUCUGCCAUCCAAUAGAUUGGUGGUUAUUUGGCGUGACGUGUACAGGCGAGCUUUGAAAUACCAGAUGAUGCUAAACAACAGCAAAUGUGAUGAGGGCAUACAGCCUGAAUGUGAGAAGAUGUCAAUCAUUAUACCUGAAAUUCAGAAGGUUUUGCAAACAGCUGGAGACCGUCUUGAGGACAGCCACGCCCUGCGAAAUGUCACAGGUGAAGAGCUAUUUAUUUUAGGUGAAUAUACAGACAGUGUUCGGGUCUGGAGAGCUGAAUUGUGUGCAGAAAGAGAGAAAGCAGGUCCGUUGACGUGUUACCUGGAGACGCGCUACUCUCUGGCCCUUCUGUACGGUCACCUGUUCCAGUAUCACCUGCGGGAGGCUCAGGGUCUGUGUGACCGUCUGACACGACAACUGCAGCCACAUACAGGACAUCAGGAAGAGAUGCCGGGAUUGGCUGAUGACCCUAUAUUUGAUGGCUGGUUCUUAGGGCCAGUGGGCCGUGAAGCCGCUCUUGCCGUGGUUCAGUCUCUGGCCAGGUUUAUGGCGGCGUACUUCACCAACCGUCCUCUCUGCAUUCUGCCUCCGCACAGUGUGGAAGUGCUGCCUGCCCUUCACUUACCUCACGACGCAGGCAGGCGUGUUGUGGAGUUGUCUCGGAGCCGUGUGGUGGUUGCCUUGCGUUCUCAGCAUCUGUCAGACGUGUGGACGGUGGACUACGCUCUAGAGCUCCUCCUGCUGGGCGGGCUGCUGCCAGAGGCCGCGUGGAUGGCGCAGCAUUUGGGCGACUGGAAGAUGGCAGCGACCCUCAGCCUGGCCUACAGCAGCUACUGCAGCGAGCGUUUGGACAUGAGCAGUCUUAGAUGGAGAGAGCUACAUCUUCCCACACAACUGCACCCCGCCGUCAUCUUUCAGACUCAGCUGGAGAUGUUACUGGGACGAGCCGUCGAGUCUGAAGGAAAUGACAACACAGACCCAGCUUGCGUUGAGGAUGUGGAGCUUCUUCAGGUAUCUGUGCAGGAGAUCUUAAAGGCAUCGGUCAUGGCCGAGGUGGACGUCUUCUCUCAACCUCUCAAACGCCUGCUAGAAUCAGCUAAGGAACGAGCAACAUCACUUCCUGUUUUAUUACCUGCUGCGUUCUAUCUGCCCGCCCCCCCUCUGUACUGCCCGCAACCUUCACCAGACACACAGGAAACGCGAUCGGCGCAUCUGGAUCUGGAGCGAGACUCUCGCUGUCAGCUCUCUGGACUGAUACAGAAGGUUUUAUUGCUCUUUAGAGCCGCACACAGCUCUCGGCCCACGGCACAGUGGUACAUCAGGAAGCUACAUCACUGCAGACAUCUACUACACAAGAUCCGGAAGAAGGCGUCUGAGCCUAACUUUGAAUUCAUUCCAGAAGGACUGAAAAAGUUCUCCAGUCAUCGUGGAUUCUUCCAAUCAGGGUCUAGGAAAGACGUGGAUGGUGUUACCGUGCAAACCAUAAUAUGUUUCAGAGAGUUGUGUGCCCUUUGCUGGAUGCUUCAUGCAAGAGACCAGCUCACCAUCUCCUGUAGAAGAUACCAGAGUGUCAGGAACCAGCAGAAAGACGCUCAGAUAAGUGAUGUCAGCGUGGCAGAUUUGUGCGUCGAGGCCUUGGGCUGGGCAUGUCGUCUUCUGCCUUUCUGUCGCUUCUUGAACGCUGAAGAAGCACUGCAAGACUUAGUCUUGAGUCUGGUGGCUGAACUACCGCCUAGUCAUGUGAUGGCAGAAACUCUGGCAAGAGUGUUCCCCGAAGAGGAGGAGUCUGUUCGCGUGCCACUCCGGGAGAAGUAUACCUCACUAGUGCAGAGAUUGAGACCCGUGUCGGUGUCAGACACCACAGCAGAUGUGCCAUCAGGAAGUCAAAGAGAAGAUGUUUCCGGAGAGAGCAUGAUGAUUCUGAUUCGAGAUCAGCUGAGACGGCGGCGACGGGAGCUUCGGCGUCUGGAGAAGCACCUGGCCGCAGCCGAGCAGUUCUUGUGGGAGAGAGAGGAGGAGGAUGAGAGGGGAGGUGCAGACUCCAUACUGAAGCGUCUCUCUCUCGGGACGAGCUUGAGCGACAGCACUUUGACUGACUGCGGGCAUCCUCUAGUGUACAGUGAAGGAGACACGGCUGAGACUCCGUCUGAGACGCUUUCCCCUGAACCGCAGACCAAGACUUUGCACGGUUCAAGGACUGCACCGACGAGGAAUUCACCCACACAUGAGAAAAAAGAAAAUAAACGCUCAAACUUAUUGGAGCCCGAAGGAACAAAGUCAACUCGAGUGGAGCCCACAUGCCUGCCCACAGUGGGAACAUGGGAGUUUGAACUGGAAGAUAAAGAAUACGCACUCUUUCUGGAGUUGUUUCUCAGCUAUGUGCUGGAGAAAGACAGUCUGGACGCUGAGGACUCUGAGCUGCCGUUAUUGAGCAGUUUCUCCAAACAGCUCCAUACAAAAGAGCUGCACUCUGUGACCUUUGACAUGCUAACAACACUCAAACGAUGUCAGAGAGACGGGUAUCAAACCGGCUGUGAGCCUGGUGCACGGUUACCUCUGUUCCGGGCCGGCCGCUGUUUCCAAACUGUCCCGGUAACCCCAGAACCUCCCCUCACCAUUGGUCCGGCCUCGUCUGUCCAAAGCAAUGCCCAGAUAGCUACAAACGCUACGCCUGUUCAGGCUCUCCCUGGUGUUGGGAAGCAGCAAGGACUUUUUGGGCUUGGCCAACAGGCUGCGCUAAUGUCCAAUGAGGUUAAAGCGAAUUUGAUUGGUUCAGAGGUCAGGGGCAGUCAAAGCUCUCUCCCGUUCGAGUCCUGGGCCUUUAAGAUCCUCUCACCUGCUGAGUUAGAUGUUCAGGUCCAGCUGGAUUCCAUGCUGGAGAGCCGGUUUCCUCAGCUGGCCAGGCUGUUGGAAUGGAUGAUGCGCUGGGCGGACAGACGGGUUCUGCUCCCUUGGCCAAUCAGAAUGAAGUCGGAGGGCUCCAGUGAUUCUGUGGUUAUAAGGGCCAAAGCAACGACACCUGCAGUGCUGUUUGCUUUGGAGCUUUUAGAGCCGAGGUACACCGCCGCCCUGCUGGCCACAGACAAACAUGACAUCGGUUUUAAACGGUCAAUCACAGACCGGAGGAAAGACGGAGACAGAAGUGUAGACACGGGUUACCCGGCAUCUGCUGGAACACCCGUUAUCCUGCCAGACCUGGACGCCCAACACACCUACAGCCACGACACGUGUGAGGUUGAAGAUGUUGUGGAUCAGACAGACAGUCAGCUUUCUGAGGAGGAGGAUGUAAUAUCUGAUAUAAAGAAUAACAUCACUGCGAUUAGAGGAGAGAUCAGACGGUCACCUGUGGCCGAAGACGAUGAAAGCAGUUUUGCUGAUGCCACUGAGGCUACAUGGCUGUCGUCCAAUCAGGAAAGAGCUCCCAGAGAAGCCAAAGAUCAGGCGUUAACACUGGCUGAUCUGGAGAGUCUCCACACAAAUGAACGUUCAGAAGAUUCAUUGUCUGAGGGAAAUCACAUCUCCUGUGGAGCGCUGGACAGGGACGCUCCCGUAGAAGCACGCAGACGUGAGGCGUCAGAUGUCCAGCAGUCUUCACACGUGAUGCCAGAAGAGGGCAUGAGACGGACGGAAGGACAGAGCUGUAGUCACCCACCCGGUUCUGAUCCACCUCGCAACAGAGCAGAGACGCAGACGGAUCCCGUCAGACAGCUGCUUCAGGAUGAGUUAUUCCGAUUAGUGCAGCUUCAGCAGAUCAACUUCAUGAGUCUCAUGCAAGUGGUGGGGGCAUCCUUCUCAAACCUGCCGCUGUCUCAACACAACCCGCUGCAGUCUAAUGUGAUGCUAUCACAGACAGCCGUGACGUCUGCGCCGCCGCCGUGUGACCACAGAUCUGAACCCACACACGGUCAAACCCAGAACAUCCAGCCUGCUUCAUGCGACGGCCCUAAAGGUCCUACACGAGUCUCUGGAGCAGAGAGGGUCAAUCGCCGUGGGAACGAUAACAGACAUCUGGUACAUUUAACAUCUGCUGUGAAUCACAGACAUGACGGUGAACAACGGAACCUUUCCCUCAGACCUCAGGCCCUCGAGCAGCUGACCAUUCGCUCCGACUGGCCUCAGGACGGUCACACAGACGGCAGGAGUUUCAUCCCGACCUCACAAGGGCUGCUCACUACUGCGCGUAAUGCAGUCGCGCAGACGCCUGCGCAGAGAACCGCUCCCUUUCCACCCAGACUCCGCCUUUUACAGCUGCAACCACCACAGCCAAAUGAUCCCAGACCUCCCUCUCCUCCCGUGAAGGAGGCCUGGGGUCCGAAUCCUCACCCCCCUUCGGUUCACAGCAACAUUCUCCCUAGUCGGUCCAGACCCUCGUCUGGGUGUAGAGCUGAGGAUACGGGCAGAACGUGGGUGGAAGCAUCAGCGCCACCAUCACACCUUCAUGAUGACAGAGAGAGAACGGGAGCUCUGCGUUUCCCUCCUGCUCCUCACAGAGCCGUUCCAGCGGUGGGUCUCCCUCUGCUGCGUUUUCACCCCGACGCACAACGGACUGUGACGCUGCCUCGCGUCCCACAACCCACCACGCCAAAACCGCCCAAUGUGGGUGUCGCAGGCACGGGUCACUACCCCAGACUUCAGCUGCUGCGUAGAGAUCCUGAUCCGCCCAGUGCUGGGAUGCGGAUCAACACGCCCCCGGUACGAACCCCUCGUCUCAUCCCUCUGGAGGAGCUGUUGAGAUGGGCCGCCGGGAAGCAGACGGCAAGUGCUGAUGGGAAACUACAGCUGUUAAAAACAGACCACAUAGUGCAGAACAGUCACACGAGCAGCCCGUCCAGCAAGAGACGGAAGAGGAGAGAGGAGAAAAAUAAGAAUGAGAAGAUUAAAGUCACGUUCAGACCUGAGGAGUCCAUCAUACCUCCAGAUGAGAUUCUUCAGCCUGCAGAAGAGGUGUGGGAUCAGAAUGAUGGUUAUGUCACUCCUUUAGGCGCGAUGGAUUCUGAAUUAACUGGACAGAUGCUGUUGGAUAAGAUGUAUUCCACCUCAGCCGAGCUCCAUGCAUACGCCUCCACGCAGAAGAGACCUCCUGAAAUCCAUGACGCCUGUACCAACACUGACCCGGAAGUUCUGCUUCGGUUUACUCUAGAACCGUCUCGGUCCAUCACCGAUAAAGCCGUGUCUGUUCAGCUGCCCUCAUCUCCCAUAAUGCCUAGCGCUUCUACAGGCAAUGGAGGUCGUGUAGGUGUUGCUCCAGUAGUUCCUCCAGAUGUGUUCUUGAAUCUGCGUUUCUCUAAAGAAACAUCUCCAGACCGGCCAGAGGGCACCGAUUCAAACGCACAUAUUAAUGCUGAGGGAAGAAGGUUCAUCAAUGUGAUCGAUUUAGCUGAUGACUCAUCCCAAGCCCCCAACUCUCCGCCCUCAUUCGCUCAGCUCCACCUCUUGGCAGCCCGUGCUGUAAACUCCGCCCCAAUCAACACUAAGCCAAUUUUAUCGACCGAGGAGCUUCCUGGUCCUGCUGUAAGAUCCUCGUCUCCUCCGGCUGUGGAAGCUGAUGAUGUGCUCAGCGGAGAUCGCAUUACUCUGAGCGUGCUCUCGGGCGUGAAGAUCCAUUCCAGCUCUCUGGGCCGGGUGUUCCUGUCCCGGACUCAGAUCUCAGAGCGGCUGACAGAGAUGGACGCCCAGCUCGCCAGACUGCAGGACAUCGCCGAUAACAUUGACAAAGAGUUUGCCGACACUAGACUGCUGACCAUAGAAACACAAAACCCUGUCAUGAUGCCCAGAGUGGAGAGGAAACCUUAUUCCAGACAUGUGACGACCUUCCAAGAAGUGAAAAAUGACAACCCGUCGAUGAUGAAUUUGGGACCGGCGGCCAUCCGGGAGCCAGCAGAUGAGGAGAUUUUGUCUUCUACGGUUUGCAACCAAAGUUCAGCCCCGGGUGAACAUUCCCCUCCUGCAGUGAAACAAGAGCAGCGUGUGCAGGACACGGAUGGAGAUUUGACAGAAUCUUUGUUUGAGGAUCCCGAACCACGGGCGGAUGAGACUCUGGGUCUGACCGGACUCAGCGAUGUGAAAGACAUCCUGUCAGAGUUAAUCAGGGACGGGGUCUUGUCCCGCUCAGCUUUGGGGCUUUCUCAAAGAGGAGCUCAUACAUGUAAAUCAAGCAGCUGCAGGUCAGAGGUGAAGCAGGGAGGAGUCAUGAUGGAGGAGGAGAGGAGAGACGUGAGGAUCUGGAUGAGGAGGAAACAGAGAGAAAGACUGAUGAAAUAUCACAAAGAGAGAGAAGAGAAAAGAGAACAAGAGCACAGACCCUUCACGUCUCCUCUGACACACAAUCCAUCAUCUGUAGAUCUGGCAACAACUAAGAAAACAAAACAAGAAAAAGACAAGAUGAUUCUACAGGAACAUUAUGAACAGAGAGCCCGAGACGCCUGCAGUCUGAUCACCGAUCUGCUCACAACACCUAUUAACCUCCCCACAAAACCCCAAGAGAGACUCCCACAAAGGAGCAGCAGUCAGUCAUCGAUGAGAAACAAGAAAAGCCCUAAAGGUCAAACCGGACCUUACAGACGCUGGGCGUCCUCUCUUGGAAAAACAGUUGUGCUUCAGAGGAAAUCUACAACGAAACCAAACGGAUCAUUGAGCAACAGAUUCGGGCUACACAGACCAGCGAGCGGUCUACCAGGUGACCGGCUGUCACAGGUGACACGACGUGGGAUACUGACAGACCUGAAAGCCAGACAAGAAACAAAGACGAAUCAUCGAAAGCUGAAAAAUGGUUUCCAACCAUCUACAGUUAAAGAUCAGACACGUGUGGAAGAUUGGAACCCCGAGGACUCCGCUGAGGUCAGCAGCAUUCUGGGAUUAAAGGACAAAGAGAACAAACAGGGAUUUGAGGAGUUUGAUGAAGCGUUCGCACAUGUGGAUCCUCUGAGAGAUCUGGUGGGAUUCGACGCUCUUUCUGACAGCACCGGCAGCGUUCUCAGCAAACUGGACUGGGCCGCCAUCGAGAAAAUCGUCGCUGAAGAGGAAGAUCAAUAGUGGUGGAGAAACUGGACAGACGUUUCUAAAAACGUUCUGUUUUCAUUACAGUGAAAUCUCUUGACUGGGAAUGAUUUCCAUAUUUGGAAUUUCUUUGGACUGUAAUUUAUGUGCUCUUAAUAAACAAGAGUCUUGCUAUGUGGUAUGAACAAAACAAUUUUAAAGCAACAGUAGAAUGUAACGAGGAUGCUUAAAACCUUUAAUAUAUUUUACAGUUCAUUGCAAGCGUUUUAAACGUAUAGAAAUAUGUAAUUUUAGUGUUUUUUCAAUUGAUUGUAUUUUUUGGUUGAUAUUCCUUUCAUAAAAUAUGCGUCAGGCAAAAACAACAAACGUUCUCUUAUUUAUGACUUAUUAAAUAUUAACUCGGCAGAAAUAUUAUCAGAUUGAACAGGAGUUUCUUUGUGUUUUAACCAACAAAUCUGGGCUGGGUUUCCGAAACCUUCAUAUCACUACGUCGUUCUUAAGAUCGCUAUCACUCUUAGGCCCGGUUUCAUAGACAAUGCUUAGCCUAAACCAGGAUUAUGCCUUAGUUAAUUUAGGCUAUUUAAAUCACUUUUAUUAAAAUGCCUUAGAAAAAAUAAUUACUGGUGUGCAUCUUGAGACAAAAAAUAUUUGGCACUGAAAUAUUUUAAGAUGUUAUUUUCAGGUGAGACAGCUCAAAAUUCAUUUUAGUCUGAGACUAGUCUUAAGCCUUGUCUGUGAAACCAGGGAAUAAGGUAUAACUUAAGAAUGACGAGAGAAUUCCCUUGAAACAAAAUAUGAAAAGCAUUCCAAAACAUGUCACAUGCUAAGUAAUAAACAAAACUCCUUCAUACCUA